Molecule: messenger RNA, 441 nt
Organism: Eucalyptus grandis
Lineage: Eukaryota; Viridiplantae; Streptophyta; Magnoliopsida; Myrtales; Myrtaceae
Exons: 1
Coding region: 1-441 (146 amino acids)
Source: RefSeq, a predicted model, not a curated record
AUGAGAGAUGUGAUGGCACAUCAAGCACAGAAUCAAGCCGCUGUUGUUGCUAACGUAGCUGUAGCACCUGCCGCCGCACCUGCUGCCGCACCUGCCGAGGUUCAACCUGAGAACGUGAUGGUGCAGAGAGAGAGAUCGAUUCACAAGCUGGUGGAGCAGUUUUUAAAGCUGAGCCCGCCAAAAUUCACGGGUACUGGAGACCUCGAGGCCGCGUCUCUGUGGAUACAAGAUCUGGAGAAAGCCUUUGCACUUCUGAUGUGCACUGAGGCAGAGAAGGUGACCCUGGCCGUUUAUCAGUUGCAGGGCAAUGCUAACACCUGGUGGGGAGACGCCAGAGAGACAAUGUUUCCAGAAGGAGUAGUCCCGCUGUGGGAUGCAUUCCUCCAGGCAUUCAAUGAACAGUACUUUUCGAGGAAUGCCAGGGAGCAGCAAAUAGAAUAA